CGGUUAAUUUGAGCCUGUCAAGUGGCGGAAGCUUGACAAAAAAGAGUGCGCAGGUUAAGCGAAUCUUCCUUCUACUAGGGGGCGCAGGUUAAGUCAGUAGAUACAGAGAAAGGAAAGAUACAAACCUAAGAAACUUGCAUAGAAAGAAAUAAUAUAGAAGAAGAAGAGAAUACAAAAAGAGAACAUAAUUUUCAAUUUCUUGUUAAUGAUCCAUGUCGAAGAUGAAGCAUCUACUCAGAAAGCUCCAUAUCGGCGGUGCCAUCAAUGACCACCAGCGAUUGCCUGAUACCCAACCUGUGGGCAACCCCAGCGCCACCGCAAACCCUUUGUCUUCAUCGUCUUCGUCUUCGUCUUCUAAUGGUAGAAUUGCAGCAGUUGAAUCGCCGGGAGGGGAUCGGAUUGCAGCGGGAGAUGCUAGUGGCAUGGAUUUUAAUUUAUUGGAGGAGGAGUUUCAGGUUCAAUUGGCUCUGGCAAUAAGCGCCUCGGAUCCGGAUACGCGUGAGGAUCCGGAGUCGGCUCAGAUCGAUGCUGCUAAGCGGAUUAGCCUCGGCUGCCCUGUAGCUCGAGUUACCGUCACCGAUUCUCCCGUCGAGUCUCUCUCGCUUCGCUAUUGGAGCUAUAAUGUUGUAAAUUAUAAUGAUAAAGUGAUGGAUGGCUUUUAUGAUGUAUAUGGCAUUACCUCAAAUUCGGCCGUUCAAGUUCAAGGGAAGAUGCCAUUAUUAACGGAUCUGCAAGCAAUAUCAAUUUUAGAUAACGUUGAUUAUGAAGUGGUGUUGGUAAAUCGCUUUGUUGACCCUGAACUUCGAGAACUUGAGAGAAAAGCUUAUAUGAUGUCCCUGGAAAGCCGAGUCUCUGAUGGCAUGCUUUUAAGUGGCAUGAUUCAGAAACUUGCUGAUCUUGUUGUUGAUAGAAUGGGUGGUCCAGUUGGUGAUGCUGAUGAGAUAUCAACAAGGUGGACCAGGAGAAGCUAUGAGUUACGGAAUGCUCUGAACUCUAUCAUUAUUCCCCUUGGACGUCUUGAUGUAGGACUUUCACGCCAUAGGGCCUUGCUCUUUAAGGUGCUAGCAGAUAGAAUUAACCUUCCAUGUAUGCUGGUUAAGGGGAGCUACUACACUGGCACUGAUGAUGGAGCUAUAAAUUUGAUUAAGAUUAAUAAUGAAAGUGAAUACAUUAUUGAUCUUAUGGGUGCUCCUGGAAUUCUAAUUCCUGCUGAGGUGCCCAGCAGUCUUCUUGCAAGCACUGGAUUUGAUGUAAGGGGCUUUGCUGAUCUUACUGGGAUCCCCAAAGGUUCAUUGUUGGCUGGUGAAGAACUCAGGGAUGUAGCAAUUUCAUCUAAUCUAGAUAGGGCUUCCCAUGUUGGCAGCUCAAGGACAGAGGAGGCAUUGUUUGUAGGCAAUAAGUCAAAUGAGCCUAACAUAGGCUGGGUUGGAAAAAACCAAGCUGAGACAUUUGGACAUGAGUUUGGAAAGGGUUUUCCAUCAUCUUGCAUAUCACAUGAAAACUCAUCAGGGACUGGAAGGCCAUCAGCAGCAGAAAACAUUAAAGUAAAAAAUGUCUCGAAGUAUGUUAUCACCGCAGCUAAAAAUCCUGAUUUUGCACAGAAAUUACACACUGUUUUGUCAGAGAGUGGUGCAACACCUCCUCCAGAUUUGUUUUCAGAUAUGAAUCAGCAAGAUUUGGGUGAGCAGAAGGUACUUGAACUAGUUCAUCUAGAAAAUGGAGUAAAUCUAGAUGUUCAACUUCAAUGUUGUUCUGAUAAGCUCUUGUCAAGGCAUGCGCAGUCUCUUAUAUCGUUGACUACAGAGGAUCCUUUGAACAAUCUUAGGUAUGAUAGUAAGCAAGGAUGGCCUGCUGAGGGGCCAGCUAAACAAAAAAGAGAAACAGAAAUGGAUUUCUUCAAGUCUGAUGCUUCUUUUCCCUCUGAUAAUACAAGUGAGGGGUUUGUAGUUGUUAAAAAUAGAACCAACGAAAAAUUACAGAUGGGUGCUACAGGUAUAAAUAAUUUCCCUGAUAAUCCACCAGGAAUGCUUGGAAGGACAAUGCAUGGAAAUCAAAUCCAUGAAUCAUUCUUGUCCUCAGCAGUGAACUCUUGUCAACUACAACCUGAAGACGCCUUAGUCCGUGAUGAUAAACAGAGUGUGAAGUUGGUUGAAACAUUCAAUGGUGGUCUGCAUAUGUCUUGUAAUGGUUACAGUGAGAGAAUUCAUCCAGUGCUGGGGGAGGUUGCUGAAUGGGAAAUCCCAUGGGAGGAUCUUCAAAUUGGUGAACGUAUUGGUAUAGGUUCAUAUGGUGAGGUGUACCAUGCAGAUUGGAAUGGCACUGAAGUUGCUGUGAAGAAAUUUUUGGACCAAGAUUUAUCUGGAGAUGCAUUGGUUCAGUUCAAAUGUGAAGCUGAAAUCAUGUUAAGAUUAAGACAUCCUAAUGUUGUUUUGUUCAUGGGGGCAGUUGCUUGCCCUCCACAUCUGUCAAUACUGACAGAAUUCCUGCCCAGGGGGAGUUUGUAUAGGCUACUACAUCGUCCCAAUCCUCAACUUGAUGAAAAGAGGCGAAUGCGAAUGGCUCUUGAUGUGGCCAAGGGAAUGAAUUACUUGCACACAAGCCAUCCUCCCAUAGUGCAUCGAGAUUUAAAGUCUCCAAAUCUCCUUGUUGACAAAAACUGGGUUGUUAAGGUCUGUGAUUUUGGAUUGUCACGCAUGAAGCACCAUACUUUUCUGUCUUCAAAGUCUACUGCUGGAACGCCUGAAUGGAUGGCACCUGAAGUCCUAAGGAAUGAACCAGCAAACGAGAAAUGUGAUGUAUACAGUUUUGGUGUGAUAUUAUGGGAGUUGGCCACCUGUCAAAUCCCUUGGAAAGGCUUGAAUCCAAUGCAGGUUGUGGGAGCUGUUGGAUUCCAAAAUAAGCGUCUUGAGAUUCCAGAGGAUGUUGAUCCAGCCAUUGCACAGACAAUACAUGAUUGUUGGCAAAGGGAGCCACACUUGCGACCCUCUUUUUCACAACUUAUAUCCCGUCUGCGUCACAUUCAAAAUUUACAUGUUGAAAGAACAUAACAUACAUAUCAAACAAUAGAAUGACCGGAACAUUACUACUGUAGUUUAGGUUGUUUCUCGUCUCAAAGAGCCGGAGCAGCCUUUUUUUUUUUCCCGUUUCUUUUAUUUGAUGCCAAGAAAGAUACUACUUGACAGGGAAGUGUUGGUUCAUUCAAAGUGGGGACUCAGCGCAAGCCUGUUGAUUCGACACAGAGUGGACAUUCUCCCAAUUAAACUGCAUAAGUGCAGAGGAGAAUGCCAUCGGAAAGUUGCUUUUAGUAGCAUAAAUAGUUAUUGUCAUUAAUCUUACAUGUAAGAAAAAAAAAAUCCUGAAAUGGGAAAAAGAAAAAAUAAUCUUUCAAUUUUUCUUUCUUUCUCUGUGGAGGUCUCGUUUGGGUAAGCAAUCCCAACUCCAGAAUUGUAAACAUGGGAUCUCUGCGGUCAUUGUGGAAAAGAAAAAGAAAAGGAAAAACAAUUGAAGAAGAAUUUUCUUUAUGAAGUGUUUAUAUUUAUUUACA
Messenger RNA from Hevea brasiliensis (rubber tree), 3544 nucleotides. RefSeq names its product probable serine/threonine-protein kinase SIS8. Gene Ontology annotation, molecular function: ATP binding; protein kinase activity. The transcript is spliced from 13 exons. Bases 213 to 3047 code for a protein of 944 amino acids. Gene Ontology annotation, biological process: protein phosphorylation. The record is from RefSeq and is a predicted model, not a curated record. Lineage: Eukaryota; Viridiplantae; Streptophyta; Magnoliopsida; Malpighiales; Euphorbiaceae.